AAGUAAUAUUUCUUCCUUAUCAUUUGUACUCCUUGCAUAUAAAUUAACAACCAUGUACAUUUAAACAGGAAAGGAGUGAGAGUCGUGGUGUACCUCUCAUUUCUAGGGUUUCUCCUGGCCUUCAAGUGCGAAACCAACAACCCAGCCCCUCAUCCCUUUCCGAAUAGGCUGACGUGAACACUGCCACCCUGACAUUGUGUAGGUACAUCAUGUGUGCUUGCAGAACCUGUUACGGGCACACCAUGCGCUUGUCCCAUGUAAAAGCUGGCCUCUUGAGGCAAAAUCAUGUUUCUCUUAAUGUUUCUUUGUAGUGAAGUGAUACUUUAUUGAUAAGGGUUUAUGUGAACAGUCACUGUAUUGGCGAUAUAUUGAAAUGAUGUAGCUCAAUCUUUAUCUUGGGUGAGAAGUCUAUGGGCGCAAGUUGAAAGACAAUAUUGAUUCAUGUUGUGCGUAAGAGGUAGAGGCGAACGUCGAGUGGAGCAGGAGAGUACACGCACAAGUACACGUCUUUUAGGUGGUCAUUUUUCACUCGGAAUUUGUGCAGAGAAUUGUAGUGCAAGUGAAUAAGGAAACUCUAGGAGUCUGGAGGGCGAGGAAGCUUGUACACAUACGUACAAAGUAGUGCGCUUUAGAGGGGGGAGGUAGUGCUGCAGACAUCAGUGUCAGAAUGUACUGGUUAGACACUCCAGGCAGAGAAUCGUCGACAUACUGUGAGAUGGUCGCUACCCGUCGUUUGGAAUGACGUUGUUCCAUAUAGACUAUUUUCGAUGCCCUCGGAACGCCUUGAACGGCUUUGUCAAAGGCCUGCGGACCCUCUUACCUUUCUAUUGAUUGGAACUUGGUCUGAGUGUGUAUUUCCAGCGGAGAAAACCACUCCGAUCCACAAUGUGCUCCUGAUUUCGAGUGAAAGUGGGAGACCCUUUAAUUUUGAGUGCUAUCAUACGAGUUUUCCGUGUGACCACAUGGGUUCAAGGGUCACAAAAAGUUCAAAGACUCUUUGCUCAAGGUCACAAGAUACUCAAAAUGUGCACCAAGUGAAGUUUCAUAAUGAUUGAACUAAUCAAGUAUUUUGAUUGGAGCGGAGCGCCAUCAUUGUUGUAGAUCAUCAUGGAACUAUCCAAAGGUGAGACCCCUCGGAGGUCCAAGAUAUGUGCCGUGUGCUUUGGCGAGGCUGAGACCUAUCACCUCAACUAUGGAGCUAGCGCUUGUUUUAGCUGUCGGGCGUUUUUUCGAAGGACCAUCCAACGGUCUCGAAACCCCUCGUUUCAUUGCAAAAAUGGAGGCAUGUGUGAGAUCAAUGUCAAAACCAGACGGAAGUGCCAAGCCUGUCGAUUCCGCAAUUGCAUCACGGCUGGAAUGCAGCCCGACCAGGUCCUCAACGAUACUGCCAAACGUACCCGGUUCCGGAAGAUGCUCAAGAAGCAAGUGAAGGAUGAUCCCGCUCUAGAAACCGCUCUGGAGGAGGAUAAGCCUGUGGUCUUGCGAAUGGUCAAGAAGAACAAGAGGCUAAAGAGCAAUGAGGACGAUGACGAGCCUUCAUUGAAUAUCAAGUUAGAAGAAACCUCAUGUGACGGUAUGGAGCGCCAUGAACCUUUCAAUCCUAAAAGAGGGAAAUCGCCAAAAGUAACAACCUCAUAUCAAGCAUUACCUCCAGUACCUCUUCCCUUUUGGGAUGAACCUCAACCUAAUCAGCAUGUGGCGUUGCACAUGGAGCAAAACCAUGAAUAUGGGCUCACAGAAUACGCUACAAUUUACGACCAACGCAAUUCGGCCAAAGGAAGCAGACACGCAAGUGAUGAAGAAAACAAAAACCCUUUUUCGGAGUUAAAUGGAGGCUCGCCUAAGCCCUUUUCCGAAAAUGGGUCUCACUUACCCGAGCUCCCCGACGAUUUUUUCACCCAAAUGGACCAAAGCCUUCCUCAGCAAACAGCCAUGGAUGAAUUGGAUGUUGUGUAUCUUGAUGUCGAUGAGCAGAGGGAAGAGAAAAAAUCCAGAGGCAAAACUAAGUCAAUUAAACAAUAUCAGCACCGCCAGCGAAAACAGAUGAUGACAUUUAUGGAGAGAACUAAAAACGCUUGGUACCAAUCUUGCUCCAAUACCGCGAUUGGUGAAGGGGUGUUCCAAAAUUGGCUGGAAUUUCACAUGGGGCGUUACCGGAUGAACAAAUACGUGCUGAGGGUUUUAAUUGUACACUUGGCCAAAUUGUUUGCCAACUUCGCAUUUGCCCUCCCGGAAUUCAUGUCCUUGAGCAAAGCCGAUCAAUGCAAACUUCUCUACCGCAAUACUCCAAUCUUUGUUCAAUACUUUUGUGGUCGCUUCAUCAACGCACAAACGGGUCAACAGCAAGUGGAAUGGCUUUUCCCCAUGAAAAUUGACCACGAUUUUGCAUACCAAUACUCUAAUUUGCCCAAGAUUCCCUUCUCAUUGGUCAAUCAAGCAGUAAAAGCCUUCAAAGGUUCGAGUGCAGAAGAGUUAUACGAGAAAAAGGCCUCUGAGCUUGACAACCAUCCUCUCCUGACCAGCUGUAAUUACUUGGUGGCCAUGACAUGUUUAUUUGGUACCAGUUAUGCGACCAUCCUAGAUAACGAGACUGUGAUUCAAGGCCAUUUAAUUGAUAUCUUGACAUUCUCCGACUGGGCUGCGGAAGUUUAUGCUUGUGCUGACAAGGAGACACUGACCAAUGUCAUUUCAAUCCUUGAGAAAAUGGCCGUGUUAUUCGAAUCCAAUAUCCGGUGGGAGGAAUCCGAAUGUUACUUUCAAGAGAUCUCCAACGUUAUCACCAUGCCAUAUACGCAAGAGGAGGAGUGUUGGCUAAUCCGCCAGUUCGAGAAAUUUGAUCGGGCCUUCCACGACGUUUCUUUCGGCGAAGACAUCCUCAAGGAGUUCGUUAUGUUCAGUUACGAUGUCCCUUUGUCGAAAGCUUUUGUCCCAAAGCUUGUUUCCGUUUUUACCGAGCGGUUUCGUCGCAUCAUGAAAGUCCAUGAAGAAUUCAAUGCACUCAAUGACCAUGAUCAAGGCCAGCUCUUGUCCAAUAACGUGAUGGAUGCCGUAUCCCUCUGUAUUGCCAAAGUGGAAAAUUUUGAAACCGGUAAUCAACAACUCAAAUUUGCUUUGGGAAAGUUGGACGAUGGAAUUUUCCAACAGCAAUAUUUUGGAGUGAUGGAUGUCUCCCAACUGAAACGGAUGACGCUUAUCCGGAUCAAUGAUAUGACUGCCAUGAUGGGCAAUUCCGACCUGAUCAAGGAGUUCCAGGGGAUAUCAUCCCAUUUGUCCAGUUUGGUGCAAAGUGUGGACAUUUUCAAACUCCUUAUUUUCAUUACUAUGUUUUCAACCAACGACCAAGUGAGAUCCUCUUCUAUGGACGAGGUCCAAAACAAAUACCUGACUAUCUUUAAGCGCAAAUUGCAAAGUCUAUCGAAUUCUACCUUUGAAGACACCUUCGAUCAAUUCAAGAAUGCACUCCGAGAUAUUCGCAAAUUAACUCGACUCAUCACGGUCAUCCUGAAAAGUGUGGCUUGAUCUUAGCCACCCCCCCCCAUUGUAUUGAACUACCUCUUGUCGUGAUCCUAGGCAUUGACCUAUGAUGUUUCGUCUCGAUAUCUUUGGGAAAAGUAACCUUGAAAGCUAGUCCAUAGUCAUUGUCUUGAGAAUGAAGGUGAAAUAUAUUUAGAUAAUGUC
This is a messenger RNA of Tigriopus californicus, 3678 nucleotides long. RefSeq lists its product as uncharacterized. Gene Ontology annotation, biological process: positive regulation of transcription by RNA polymerase II; cell differentiation; negative regulation of transcription by RNA polymerase II. The coding region runs from base 1108 to 3519 and encodes 803 amino acids. Lineage: Eukaryota; Metazoa; Arthropoda; Copepoda; Harpacticoida; Harpacticidae. Gene Ontology annotation, molecular function: zinc ion binding; RNA polymerase II cis-regulatory region sequence-specific DNA binding; nuclear receptor activity. The record is from RefSeq and is a predicted model, not a curated record. The transcript has a single exon.